Molecule: messenger RNA, 2347 nt
Organism: Armigeres subalbatus
Lineage: Eukaryota; Metazoa; Arthropoda; Insecta; Diptera; Culicidae
Gene: Wdfy2
Product: WD repeat and FYVE domain-containing protein 2
Exons: 5
Coding region: 314-1540 (408 amino acids)
Cellular component (GO): early endosome
Molecular function (GO): protein binding; metal ion binding
Source: RefSeq, a predicted model, not a curated record
CAUUUGACAAUUAUUAGUCGAAGUGAUUGUUAAUCUUUAUGUGUUUUUCAUGCAGGCCAACUAACCCAAAUCACAGUUAAAUACCACAUCAAAUCGGAAGAAAACUGUCCAAAAUAGGUUAUUUUUUUGUUUGCAUUGGGUUAGUGGUGUAUUUUGUUGACCCGAACGUGACUAGAGUUCUUCGCCCGAAGUAAGCAAGUAGGAGAACAAGGAUAGUGACGUAGCUCAGUGGAAGAACGGGGCGAAUCGUUUUUGCGUUCGAGAAAAAUUUUGCUGUGAUCGCGGAAAAUACCAAUUAUCUGGAGUUGACACAAUGGCCGCGGAGAUCAAACCUGCACCACGCAGUGCAAACGAUCGUUUCAGUACGUCGAAAAAGCCGGAACUGUUGAACAAGCUGGAGGGCUGCAAUGAUGACGUGAACGCAGCCCUACUCAUUCCGGGAGAGGAAGGUGUUAUCAGCGUUUGUGAUGACAAAACAAUUCGAGUAUGGCUGCGACGCGACUCGGGCCAGUAUUGGCCAUCAAUCUGCCAAUACAUGCCAUCGGGUUGCACAUCUCUGUUCUACACACCGGAAACUAGGACCCUCUUCAUCGGCCAGGAAAACGGAACAAUUUCACAGUUUACGCUGUCCGAUGAUUGCAACAGACUGACACCGAUUCGCGAGUACUUGGCACAUCAGGCUCGUAUUACCAAUGUCAUCUUUGCCAAACAUACUGGCUGGGUUCUGUCAGCAGGACGGGACAAGUUUUUCGCGUUUCACAGCACCGAAACUGGUGAACGUCUCGGUUGUUAUACGUUCGAGGCCAUAUGCACAGCUAUGCAAUAUGAUUCUCUUUCCAAGUACGCAUUCGUAGGUGAUUACAGUGGCCAAAUAACUAUGCUGAAACUCAGUGCAACAGGCGCCGCUGUUGUAACCACAAUGAAGGGUCACGCUGGUUCGGUCCGGGCGUUGUUCUGGGCCGAAGGGCCGCAGCUUCUGUUCAGCGGAUCGUAUGAUCAAACCGUAAUCGUAUGGGACGUAGGAGGAAAACGUGGAACAACGUAUGAACUGCAUGGACAUAACAACAAAGUUUCCGCGCUGACAUACGCAAGCAACACACAACAGCUGGUUUCGGCCGGCGAAGAUUCAGUGAUCGUGUUCUGGGAGAUGAACGCCAUGCGAAAGGUGGCCCCCGAGUGGGUCGAAUCGGACACGUGCCAGUUGUGUACGCGAGCCUUUUUCUGGAAUCUGAGGGCGAUGAUCGACCAGAAGCAGAUUGGUAUUCGUCAGCACCACUGCCGCUACUGUGGCAAGGCGGUGUGUGACAAGUGUUCGAACUAUCGAAUCAAUAUUCCGAUCAUGGGAUUCGAGUUUGAUGUGCGUGUGUGCGAGCAAUGCUUCCAGCGAUUGAAAAGCGAAGAUCGACCCUCAUUGGCAACGUUUCACGAUGCCAAGCACAGCAUCGUGGCGAUGGAUUUGGACGAACCAAGAAAAAGACUGCUUACGGUUGGACAAGAUCGCAUCAUCAAAAUCUGGGACCUUUCAUCAAUCUGGCCUUAGGGUCACACUCCUCGCUGAUAGAAGUGCUGCUUCUCGGUUUGAUUUUCCCUUCGCCGACAGCUUUCCCCACAUAACCCACGUUGCCCAUACUACCACAGAAAAGAAAAGAUUACUUUCUGAAAAAAAUAUUUCUGGGGUGAGAAAGUUAUGUCCAGCUUUCACCUGUCAAGAUACCGGUUCGAUACUUCGAUUCUAUUCGGUUCAAAUGUAAACUCUUAGUGAUAAAUGGUUGAUCAAUGAUGCAGUUGUUUGAUGGGCACUUAAGUGAUUUUUAUAAAAAAAAUAGGGACAACUAGAGGAAACAAACUAUUGAAUAAGAAAUAAUCAAAUAGUUAUUUCAAUACAGUAAUAAAACUCACCUUUGUGUAAAAUAAAAAUAGUGGGGUACGUGGAAAGUGGAAAUAAUUGUACCAAAACUCGAGCGAUGUGAGACCGUUGUUUAGUGUAAUUUCACUGUAAGCUUCAACAGUAACGCUAUAACGAUAGUAGCCGAUAAGACUAGAGUAACUUUUGUAAUGUAUGGCAUCCAGAAGAAAAAGUACUAAUUUCACAUUGUUUCGUUGUAAAGUAUUUUAUUUUCAAGUAAUGAUAAACUGUAAGUUUGCGUUUUUUCGUUGUUAUCUGAAGAAAUUUAUAAUUUGUCUCUAUAACCAGUGAUUUUUUCUACAAACGUCUCUGCAUUUAAUGCUUAUUGUUGUUUUGCAUAAUUUGGAAAUGGUUUCAUUGGUACUCAUUUCGACGAAUAUUUACCAUCGUAUAGUAAUGGAAUUCCUGUAAUAAAAUAGGAAAUCGAAUGUAGAAAGUGUA